AAUCAGUAAAUUAUGUUAUAAUAAUGCAAAAAAAGUGAGAAAUUAUGUAUCUUCUGCAACUUGUCUUCUCCAACGUCUACUACAACUUGUCUUUUCCAUCAUCUUCUCGGACUUGUUUUCAUUUGAAAUUAGGAUUUGAAAUGGGUGGUAGUCGAAAUUCUUCUAUCGAGAAACCUAAUGGAAGAGAAAUACCCAGAUGUGGUUGCAAUCUAUCAAUGAAGAUACGGGUUUCAAACACUCACAAAAACCCUAAGAGAAAGUUCUGGAGAUGCAAAAGUUUUGGAAAGAGUGAUAUAAGUUGUGAGUUGUUCGUUUGGGAUGAUGAAGUUGAUGAAUUGUUAUUGAACACUUGAAAAAAGAAAAGGUUCACAGGUGCAGAUAUAGAGUGGAAUAAUUGUGAAGUAAUACUUGGUUAUCUUAAAGAAUUGGGCAACGAUUUCGAGAAAGAGUUUGACAAAGAAUAUGGGAAAU
Messenger RNA from Lathyrus oleraceus (garden pea), 471 nucleotides. RefSeq lists its product as uncharacterized. The record is from RefSeq and is a predicted model, not a curated record. Gene Ontology annotation, molecular function: zinc ion binding. Bases 45 to 353 code for a protein of 102 amino acids. NCBI's taxonomy places the organism in Eukaryota, Viridiplantae, Streptophyta, Magnoliopsida, Fabales, Fabaceae. The transcript is spliced from 2 exons.